This is a messenger RNA of Lolium perenne, 847 nucleotides long. RefSeq names its product RING-H2 finger protein ATL72-like. Gene Ontology annotation, biological process: protein ubiquitination. Gene Ontology annotation, molecular function: transferase activity. The record is from RefSeq and is a predicted model, not a curated record. Lineage: Eukaryota; Viridiplantae; Streptophyta; Magnoliopsida; Poales; Poaceae.
CAUCCAUCGAGAGCUUGGUGAACAUCUUUCGAACUAGCUUCAUCAGCCAUGGGUCGUCUUGAUUCGGAAGCACCUGCGGCGUCCAUUGUCGCCGCGGCGCUGGGCUUCCACGACAACGGCAGCGACCAAGGCGGAGUUGCGGCGGCGGCGCCCGCGGGGGACGACUCGGCGUUCGACACAAACGUGGUGAUCAUCCUGGCCGCGCUCUUCUUCGCGGUGAUCUUCGCCAUCGGGCUCAACUCGCUGGCGCGGUGCGUGCUCCGGUACAGGGGCCGCGGGGCCGCCGUGGCCGCUGAUGUCGAGGCCGGUGCGACGGCGCGUGCGGCAAGCCGCAGCGGUCGCGGCAUUAAGAGGUGCGCGCUGAGGAGCCUGCCCGUGGAGGUGUACGGCUGCGGGGAAGUAAUCGACGACGUCUGCGCCAUCUGCCUCGGCGAGUUCGUCGACGGCGAGAAGGUGCGCGUGCUGCCGCGGUGCGGCCACGGGUUCCACGUCCGGUGUGUCGACGCCUGGCUCGUGUUCCACGGCUCCUGCCCGACGUGCCGGCAGCCCGUGAUCGAGGUGGCGCCCGCGAAGGGCGGUGGCCGGAGCCAACUUCCCGCGGAGACCGACAUGAUCGCCGUGGUCAUCGUGUGAGCCUGUGAGUGUAAGGUGACCAGACCAACCGCUCGAGUUGAGGCAUGCCUGCCUGUGCCGGUAGAAGCACAACAAGGUAGCCCUGUUCGUCCCUGGCCUACGCGCGAGCUCAUCGGCCUCUCCCUCUUGGGGAAUUUUCCGGCGAUGGUUGCCAUACUUGCCAGGCCCGAUCGGAUGAUCGGGGACUGCUCGGACAAUUGCUCACUGUACAGAU